CGGAACGAUUAAAGUGUAACACAGAAACACUCACAUGGUGUUUGUAGAUGUAAACAAUGAACAUCUACACGUACAAAACUACGAAAUGUGUUCAUCGAUCGAUUUCCACUUAGUCUGACCAGAAACAGGAGGAUUUUGCGAUAAUGGCUUGUAAUGAUGACUGGCAUGUAGCUGCGCGCCGCAAAGGAGCUGCUAGAAGAGGAAAACACGCUUCAAACCCCAAACUAGACUCACACCAGUUGUCUGACUGCAAACCGGACAAGCAGAAGAUAAUAAAUGCCAUGAAUGAACUGAGAGGAGAAAACUUCUGGAUGGAGUGGAAAGAUCUCCUCUCUGAGCGACUUCUAUCCAGUGCUCCUGGUUCCUCGGAGCAGAAUGGAGAAGUUUUUCUUCAGCACUGUGUGUGUUAUGGUUUGGGUCACUUUGCUUCUUGUGUAUCUGCCCGGUAUCAGCUUGCAAUGUUGUUACUGCUUCUAGAGACACUGCAGAUCCCAGUGGGCAGUUGUUCUGUGUAUGAUCCUGUGUUUUCUGAGUCAGAGUGUGAUGUACUCAAGGAGCUGGGCUUCACCGUGUUGACCGAAAAUGAGGAGGGAAAGCGAGCGGUUUAUCAACCCACCCUGUUUUACCUGAUGCAUUGUGGGAAGGCUCUGUAUAACAACCUGCUGUGGAGAAACUGGACGCCUCAGACGUUGCCAAAAAUUAUUAUAAUUGGCAACAGUUUUCAUGGCAUUGGAGAGAGGAUGCUUCAGAGAGAGUUUGAGAGAGACUACAGCUUCCUUUCAAAUGUGGUAUGUGUGUGUGACGAGACGUCUCUGCCCUGCUCCCCGCGAUUCCUGGAUGUGUUCAAUGACACAGCACUUAUUCAGUUCCCUCUGGAAAAUCUAAAUAAACUCCCAGAAUGCAUUUGGACCGAGCCUUCAGAGCCACUGUACCAACACUGCCAAGAUCUCGAGAUCAUUCAGAAAGAGAAAAGGAGCUGAAAAUAUCACAGCCUUAAAAAUUGUGUCAGAAAAAUCAGUUUCUUGUAUACGUUGUUUUUUUAUUCUAAAAAUAAAUAUACUGUAGUUUUGUCUUUUUUAA
This is a messenger RNA of Carassius gibelio (silver crucian carp), 1080 nucleotides long. RefSeq names its product SRR1 domain containing (gene srrd). Lineage: Eukaryota; Metazoa; Chordata; Actinopteri; Cypriniformes; Cyprinidae. Gene Ontology annotation, cellular component: nucleus; cytoplasm. The transcript is spliced from 7 exons. The record is from RefSeq and is a predicted model, not a curated record. Bases 144 to 980 code for a protein of 278 amino acids. Gene Ontology annotation, biological process: microtubule-based process.